AUGGCUGAAAACUUUAACAUCGAGACCAGAACAACAGCUGGAUACAGUCCCCGGAGCAACGGACUACUCGAGAGACAUAACCAAACACUCACCGAGAUCAUCCUGAAGGUCAAACGAGAAAAUGGAUGUGACUGGCACACUGCCCUUGACUGGGCCCUCAUGGCUAAGAAGAAGAGUGUUUGCAGUGCUGAUCAGGCGGUUACGACCGCUGCUCCGACUCAAUCACCCAGAACCACUGUUGCCCCGUCACCCAUCCCACUGCCCGCACCGGAGCGUGGAAACUACACCAUAACCGACGGCAAUGGCACUGCCUGUCUGUUGGCACUCAUGGGGCUGCAGCUCAACAUUACGCACCACUCAAAGUCUCUGAACAAGACCGUCAGUAAAGUCAUGAACCUGCAGCCCAACAGAACCACAGCCUCGGGGUCAUGUGGGGUCCCCAGGGCCACGCUGAUGCUGUCUGAGGAUCUCACCAACCUUACCUUCACCUUCACACUGAACCUGACCACACAGAAGUUUUUUCUGAGUGCUGUGAAAGUCUCUGCCUUCUGGCCUGACAUGACAGAUUGGUUUGUGGAGGGAAACGGCUCUCUGAACUUCCUGCAGUGCAGCGUGGGCCGCUCGUACAUGUGCAGUGCGGAGCAAAUGCUUGCUGUGGUGCCCACCUUCUCCAUCAACACCUUCAGACUGCAACUGCAGCCUUUCAACGUCACUGCAAACCGCUUUGCUGCAGCGGAGGAGUGUCGUGUGGAUCAAGAGAACAUGCUCAUCCCUAUCAUCGUGGGAGCAGCUCUGGCCGGUCUGGUGCUGAUCGUCCUCAUCGCGUAUCUGAUCGGCAGGAAGAGGACACACGCCGGAUACCAGACCAUCUGAUUGUCUUCAUCAUCAUUCUCCUUCUGCACUGUGAUCAACUGCAGCUAGACGCACUGGAGUGAGAGUGAGUGUUUGCUGUGAGGUCAGCUGCAGCGGUCACUUGUAUGUGUGUGUAUCUGUGCUGCAAGGUCAGCUGCUGUGGUCAUAGGUGUGUGUGUGUGUGUGUGUGUGUGUGUGUGUACGUUUGCUGUGAGGUCAGCUGGAGCGGUCACUUGUGAGUGUGUGUUUCUGUGCUGUGAGGUCAGAGGUCAGCUGCAGCAGCAUUAGUGUGUGUUUGGUCUGGACUAUAGUGUCGAUAAGUUCAAAGCUGUUAUGAAUGAAUGAAUGUGUUUGUGUGAAUGAUGAUUGCUUGAGUUCAGACAUUCAGCACAAACUGGACAAACCAGUUACUCUAACAAACCUUCACUCAUGGACAUCCUCAAGUCCUCAAAAAUAAUUUUUUUUAUUUUAUUAUAAUGUCCUUUUAUUGUUCUUUUUGUUCUAAA
This is a messenger RNA of Sinocyclocheilus grahami, 1358 nucleotides long. It is a transcript of the gene lamp1a, whose product is annotated as lysosomal associated membrane protein 1a. The coding region runs from base 1 to 873 and encodes 290 amino acids. Lineage: Eukaryota; Metazoa; Chordata; Actinopteri; Cypriniformes; Cyprinidae. The record is from RefSeq and is a predicted model, not a curated record. Gene Ontology annotation, molecular function: nucleic acid binding. Gene Ontology annotation, biological process: establishment of protein localization to organelle. Gene Ontology annotation, cellular component: late endosome membrane; plasma membrane; lysosomal membrane. The transcript is spliced from 6 exons.